Candidozyma haemuli is the source of this 1362-nucleotide messenger RNA. RefSeq lists its product as uncharacterized. The transcript has 2 exons. Lineage: Eukaryota; Fungi; Ascomycota; Pichiomycetes; Serinales; Metschnikowiaceae. The coding region runs from base 1 to 1362 and encodes 453 amino acids. Gene Ontology annotation, cellular component: trans-Golgi network. The record is from RefSeq and is a predicted model, not a curated record. Gene Ontology annotation, biological process: Golgi to plasma membrane protein transport.
AUGACGUCCAUUAUUUCUCCAGGUGAGGGAUUCACCGGCUUCUUGCAUUUGGGCAUUCUGCUCUACGACACUGUGGCCAAACUCAGGGCUUCUGACUAUAAAAUGAAAAUCGCCUACUCGUCUCGAAAGUACCUUGAGUCACCUAUUCUCGUGACUCUUCCUUCGUUGGGACUUCGACUUACGUUCCUGAGCUCGCUGGGACAGGAGCUUAGGCUUAUAGAGGUGAUGAACUUUGAAAUGCUUAAGCUUUCGUAUAAUGGCCAGGCAUUGAACGAGAUCCAGUUCUACGAGGCGCCAGAGCCUGAGGAUGCGCUAGAGAAACCGCCUUUGCAGAAACUGGUGGUGCCGCCGUGUUUGAAGGUGAUUUACAAUAAGAUCUUUGGGCCCACGUACCCGGGGAUACUAGACUUGGAGAAGAAGACGUAUGUGUUGAGUUAUCCCGGCAUCAGCUUUAAGUUUGUGAUACGGCUGAAGGAGCUUCUUGCAAAGCUCUCGUCGAUUGAGGAUGAUAACCAGAUAUUGUCCAAGUUGGCCAAUUGGGACGUGGCGCCAGAUAUCGCGUGCCAGUCGUUGGCUAUCUUUAGCGGGAAGGACUUUACGAGCUUUUUGGACGAUCUCAAGAAGGAAACGGUAUCAAGGGCUGCGGAGGCUUCUUCCAUAGAGAAGUUCAUCGUGACGCUAGAAACUGGCGAUAUCGAGGUUGCUUUUUUUAAUAAUAACGGCGCAGCAAGACCAAAAGAGAACCUAAAGCUCGGGAUCCUAGGGCCUCCAGAUGCAUACUUUAACAAGUUUGACUCUCGUCUUUUGAUCCAUAAGCAUCUCAAGACCGCCACUGCAGCGCCCUGUGAACGGGUAGGGUCUGUCUACAAGUUUCAUAACUACUUCCGGCUAGGAAUUGAUUUACUCUACAACUUAAACCCGAACGAAAAGGUCGGUGGAGUCUUGGAAAAGGUGGUUCUUCACAACGGCGGGAUCGUGGAGUCGUUGGACUUUAUGCAAUGGAACAAGUGCAACUGGAAGAUUCGCUGGAACGCCCAGAGCAAGUCGGCGGUGGAUUCGUCGUUAUACUUCCACGAGUUCAGCAGCAGUUUCCUUAAGGAGAUCAGCACCCACAAGACAGAUCCUGUAUUGCUCAACCGAAACGAGUCAGAAAUCACAAGAGACGAGGACUUGGAGAUCUUACAUGUGACAGAAAACGGCAAGCUGGACUUGUCGACUCAGAUGCUGUCUACCGAGUCUAUCGGAUCCAAACCGUCGAACGAGUUCAAGACAUGGGGCCAAUCCAGGCUCUUCGGCUAUGACCGGUGCAUAUGGGAAGUUAUUGAGAGCAACAAUUGCGUAUCCAACGUCACCAUCUACUGA